This is a messenger RNA of Callithrix jacchus (white-tufted-ear marmoset), 5160 nucleotides long. RefSeq names its product syndecan 3 (gene SDC3). Gene Ontology annotation, biological process: cell migration. The record is from RefSeq and is a predicted model, not a curated record. Gene Ontology annotation, cellular component: membrane; cell surface. Lineage: Eukaryota; Metazoa; Chordata; Mammalia; Primates; Cebidae.
UCCUGCGGGCGCGGCCGCUGUGGGCGCGGAGCUGCGAGGCGGAGCCGGGCGGCCGAGCCGGGAGCCCGCGAGCCGAGAGCGCGUCGGUCCAGCCGCCGGGCCGCGCCGCCCGCCGCCGAGCAGCCGCCCCGCGCGCCGCGCCUCGGGAACAAAGGCGCCUGCCCGUCGCCCGCGACGCCGCCAUGAAGCCGGGGCCGCCGCACCGUGCCGGGGCCGCACACGGGGCCGGCGCCGGGGCCGGGGCCACGGCCGGGCCCGGGGCCCGCGGGCUGCUCCUGCCACCGCUGCUGCUGCUGCUGCUGGCGGGGCACGCCGCGGGGGCCCAGCGCUGGCGCAGUGAGAACUUUGAGAGGCCCGUGGACCUGGAGGGCUCUGGGGACGAUGACUCCUUUCCCGAUGAUGAACUGGAUGACCUCUACUCGGGGUCGGGCUCUGGCUACUUCGAGCAGGAGUCAGGCAUUGAGAAAGCCAUGCGCUUCAGCCCAGAUGUGGCCCUGGCAGUGUCCACCACACCUGCAGUGCUGCCCACCACGAGCAUCCAGCCCGUGGGCACACCAUUCGAAGAGCUCCCCUCUGAGCGCCCCACCCCGGAGCCAGCCACCAGUCCCCUAGAGGUGACAGAAGUCCCAGAGGAGCCCAGCCAGAGAGCCACCGCCGUCUCCACCACCAUGGCUACCACUGCUGCCACAACCACAGGGGCCCUGACUGUGGCCACAGUGCCUGUCACAGUGACCACUGCUGCCCCCAGCACCCCUGCAGCACCCCCUGUUACAGCCACCACUGCUGUUGUAAGGACCACCGGCGUACAGAGGCUUCUGCCUCUUCCACUGACCACAGCAGCCACGGCACGGGCCACUACCCCCGAGGCGCCCUCUCCCCCCACCACGGUGGCUGUCUUGGACACUGAGGCACCAACACCCAGGCUGGUCAGCACAGCUACCUCCCGGCCAAGAGCCCUUCCCAGGCCAGCCACCACCCAGGAACCUGACAGCCCUGAGAGGAGCACCCUGCCCCUGGGGACCACUGCCCCUGGACCCACAGAGGUGGCUCAGACCCCAACUCCGGAGACCUACCUGACCACAGUCCGGGAUGAGCCAGAGGUGCCAGUGAGUGGGGGGCCCAGUGGAGACUUUGAGCUACCAGAAGAAGAGACCACACAACCAGACACAGCCAAUGAGGUGGUAGCUGUGGGAGGGGCUGCGGCCAAGCCGUCACCUCCACCUGGGACACUGCCCAAGGGUGCCCGCCCAGGCCCUGGCCUCCUGGACAAUGCCAUCGACUCGGGCAGCUCAGCUGCUCAGCUGCCUCAGAAGAGUAUCCUGGAGCGGAAGGAGGUGCUCGUAGCUGUGAUUGUGGGCGGGGUGGUGGGCGCCCUCUUUGCCGCCUUCUUGGUCACACUGCUCAUCUAUCGCAUGAAGAAAAAGGAUGAGGGCAGCUACACACUGGAAGAACCCAAGCAGGCAAGCGUCACAUACCAGAAGCCUGACAAGCAGGAGGAGUUCUAUGCCUAGUGGAGCCGCAGUGCCUCCCUGCAGCCUCAGCACCACCCUGCCGUCCAGUCCCCAGCCUGGCCCCACCAGUCCCAGCCUGGGACUGGGCCUGGAGCCUGGCCCCAGUUCUUCUCUGCCCUCCCUCCCAAGGCCUGCCCAGGCUGCCAGCCUCACACAGAUCUUCCCUGAGGAACAGGGGCUGCUGCCAUCACUACAGACUGUGCCCUUACAAGCUCAACUCUUGUUCCCCUCAUCCCUGCCACCAGUCUGGGGCUUCAGGACCUCAUGUCAGAUGGAUGGGAGGAAGGAAGCUCCUGAUUGACUGGUGGAAAAAAGAGUGGGGCUCGAGAUGGGCCUGAGCCCCAGCUUGGCCCCUGCAGAGCUCACUAGGAUCUCCAUUUUGGGGCAGAGAAGGACUCAGGCUGGUUUCGAGGACAAACAUUCGUCUGUCCUUGAAAUCACAUAGACACUGCAACCUCUGGCAUCUAUCCCACAGCCUCUCUCUGCCUGGGUGAGAGGGUGUCCCUUGUCACCAGCCUGUUUUGUCCCAUCUUUCUGGGGUUGCUGAGUCUCUCCUCUUGCCUGCCAAGUACACAUGCAUCCCAGACUUCAUUUCUUUCUGCAUCUUCCCCUACAGAACAGCUUCCUGAGAGUGCCGGGGCAGCCACUGGUGACGAGAGGCUGCUCUGCUGUCUCUCCCAUGAGGGGACUCUGCACGGACAUCAUUGCCCACACUGUCACACAUAUUUUCAUGCAGUCACACACCAGACAAAAGCAUGCAAUGACAAAACCAGACACAAUCCUGACUGCCCAGCCAAUCAAGACAUAUCACAGGACACACACGUCCCUCCAAGAAUGUUAUCCUCUCUCAUCACUUACACACCCCCAGACUCUAAGUACAGUGCAAGUCACUAGUCAUGGUCCGUGACAGUGACAGUGUGGCCUCCUCCUGCCCCCAGCACACCUACACUCUGGUACCACACACAUUGUCUCCUGCUUUCAGGCUCACUGGGGGAGGGUGGAAUUGAGCCAGAACAAUCAGCCCAUAUUGGGUCUCCUGGAGUUGUCCCGUCAUACUCAGUCCCAUGCCAUGGUGCCCACACCAACCAUAUGGCCACCGACCCCAGCUGGUGUCAGACACAAUCCCGUGUGGAUGCACAAUCUCAUGCCACAUGACCUGCUCUCAGUGCUGGAGGGAAACAGGCCCUUGCCUUUCCUGGAAAAAGUGUGGGGCCACAGCCCUUUCAGGGCAUUGCAUGCAGGUGGGCCUGGCUUCACCCCUACCUGCUUCCUCCCCACUGCAGUUGGCAAAGGGGGAGGUUUGGGGCCAGCCCUUCCACUGGCUGGGAGCCUGGGGGCUCCUCUAAGGCUGAGGAAGGAAAUUUGACCCCAGACUGUGAGGGGCUCUUGGGUCUUCCAGGACGGAAGACCCAGGGCAGGGAGGGGGCAUGUGGAUGGGCUCCUUCAUUUCCCUGUUACCCCUUCCUGCUCUGAGAUAGGGGGCUGACUCUGCCUCCCAGGACACAAGUCUCCAAAGUGCCUGUGAGGGCGGGCCCUUCGCACCCUCUGCCCUCUGCCUGCCAGGCCAGCCUCAGCCCACCUGCCCGGGGCCCACCCUGUGGACAUCCCCUCACCUAUUUGGCCAAACAGUUCUGACUGCAGCUUCAGGGCCCAUGGCUGGAAGCAGCCCCUGAAGAUGCCUCAGGCCAAGGGCAGGGUUUGAGGGAUGAGACCAGGUAACAGUGGGGGAGGUGUUACCUCCUUUGUUACCUAGCAAGUAUUUUAAGUGUGGGGUCACAGAUCUUUGGGGAAGGGUGUGCUUGGCAGGGGGCCUCCUUGAGCCAAAGGGAUAGAUGUGAGUUGUGAUUGGCUGGCACUCACACCCCCACCCCUCACCCACAACCCAGAUUCAAGUCAGGAAGGCAGGUUGUAUUUCAGGGCCCUUUUCAAGAUGCCCUGGCAGCAGAUUUCUGCAGGGUGAGGGGUAGCGGAGUGUAGGCAGUGAGGGUGAGGUUCUGGGGGCUGUCUGUUCCCGGCUGGACUCCAUCUUCAAGUCCCAAAACCCUCCUUCUCAGGGCCCAGAGGCUUGUGAGGAAGCCAGGUGGCCCCAGCCUUAGAAGAGUGGGCAUGGGGGGCCCCCAAGAUCUGGAGGAGGUGGGUUGGCCUCAGUCAUCUUUGGAGCAGAAGGGCUGGGUCCUAGGAGCAGAGACCACAAGACUGUCUCCCUCCUCCCUGGGGUGCUGCUGUCUUGGGGACUACAGCUCUGGUGAGACGGCCUGGGCAGGCCGAGGCUGAGAAACCAGGGAGGAGAGAGGAGAAAGGGCUUGGGCCUCCAGCCCCAGAAGAUGCUGGCCCCUGGGCGGGAGACUCAGCAGGGAGUGCAGCUUCUGUGUAGGGCUGGAGCCUGGAGCCUGUGGCAGGGGUGGCCCCAGUCAGCCUGGUUCCUCGCAUUCCCAGGGGUUGGCUUCUGAUUUGGGGCUUGAGCCCCAAAUGCUAUCCUUAGCAUUUGAGAGAAGAGGCCAGGGGCCUUGUUCAUGGAGCGGGUACUCACCCAAGGCAGAUGUCCAGGCUUUAUCCUUGUGAGCUUGAAGAGUCUGACCAGCCAUAUCUGCCCUGGCUGGCCUGACCAAGGCAAGGCAGUCCGAGAGAGAGUUCAGUGAGGGCAAGCUGGGGCUCUCUGAGGUGCAAUGUGGGUGCAGGGUCCUCAUGUGCCCCAGCCCCCACCUGUGAUAGGGUGUCCUGAGGGGCUUUGGCAUUUGCCGGAAGCACAGCGAGUUCCAAAUGAGAGGGAGCUUGUGUGGCUUGAGAGCCUCUGGGGCCCUGGCUGCCAGAGCACGAGGAGGGCCGGGACCUUGAGAGCCCAGGCCCUGUCUCCAGAGGGCCAGAUGGGGGCCUCGCCUGAAAAGCUGGUUCCCUUGAUCUCUGGAGGUAUGUGGGUGGCAGCCAGGGCUGGGCAGGGCUUAGGCUGUGUGGGCCAGACCCCCCUGGAGUUGGCAAAGCUUCCUGUCAGGCCUCCAGGUGGGGGCCCUUGGACACAGGGAGCAGACCCUUAGCCUCACCAGGAGUGGCUGCCUCCCAGGUUCUCUGAAUUUCUUCUUCCAGUAACUGCAGCCCUGGACUUGCCUCCUCAGGCCUCCUGCCUGUAAAUAGAGGCCCACAAACUGUACAGAUUUACAGAGGCAUCAAGACUGGCCCUGGGAGUCACCAUCUGAGGGCCAGUGGCCCCAGCAUCCCCAGGUGCCUGCCUGGCAUCGCAGUGCCCCUGGCCUCAGCGUGGCAAAUGCAUGUAAAUAUUUUUUGUAGGCAGCGUGGCUCCAGAGAGCCCCCUGAAGACAGUGUCCCUCCCUCCGGUGAGUCCUCUCCUGUACAGAACUGGCCUGGGGUGUGUGCGGGUCUGCUGUCCCUUCCCCCAGGCCUUCCCUGUCCCUUCUCUCCCCUAUAACCUGUUUAUUAACCAUACCUGUCCUGAGUUCAUGGCCAAAACUUUAAAUAAGGAAAAGCAAAGGAAAAAAAGACAGUGGAGAAAAGAGACCAGGGCACCUGCCCCGCUGCGGGUACUCACCUGAACCAGCCUUCUGAAGGAACUGGCUUUUUUGUUUUUGUUUUUGUUUUUUUAACACUUCCCGUGCUGUGCCCAUUUAUAAGAGGAAAUAAAAUUAAGCUGAAAUAA